Messenger RNA from Aphanomyces astaci, 546 nucleotides. RefSeq lists its product as hypothetical. Bases 1 to 546 code for a protein of 181 amino acids. NCBI's taxonomy places the organism in Eukaryota, Oomycota, Saprolegniomycetes, Saprolegniales, Verrucalvaceae. Gene Ontology annotation, molecular function: nucleic acid binding. The transcript has 2 exons. The record is from RefSeq and is a predicted model, not a curated record.
AUGAGCGCGUUGACUGUGCUGCUGGUAUGCCAACCUCCCAAUUCACCUGAUCUAAAUGUGUUAGAUCUGGGGUUCUUUCGUGCGAUACAAACCUUGCAGGAGAAGAAGCGUUGCACGACAAUUGAUGGCUUGAUUGAUGCCACCUUGACAGCUUGGAACGAUGUGGAACCUACGACUUUGAAUGCAAACUUCCUUACCUUGCAAACGUGUUUGGUCGAAGUCAUUCGUGCUGGAGGCAACAAGAACUACAAGAAACCUCACAUGGGCAAGGCGAAGUUGUUGAGGGAAGGCAGGCUACCUGAUUCAAUUGUAUGCCCACGCGAGGUUGUUGAGCACGGCCAGGAGAUCAUGAACAAGGAAGACUUCGACUUGCACGUUUCGCUUUUGGCAGCCAAAGUUGCUCGCGAUGUGGAGAUGGCCGUCAUCUCGAGUUCAAUCGAGAGCCUGUGUCUUGCCAACAACUGCGAUGACGAUAAGGGCAAAGCGACCAAGAUAUCAGCUGGACCGACCGCCCAGAAGCUCAUCAGUCCUCUAAAGUGCCUCUGA